Messenger RNA from Drosophila eugracilis, 2159 nucleotides. RefSeq names its product ethanolamine kinase (gene eas). The transcript is spliced from 5 exons. The record is from RefSeq and is a predicted model, not a curated record. Gene Ontology annotation, cellular component: cytoplasm. Gene Ontology annotation, molecular function: ethanolamine kinase activity. The coding region runs from base 175 to 1638 and encodes 487 amino acids. Gene Ontology annotation, biological process: phosphatidylethanolamine biosynthetic process. Lineage: Eukaryota; Metazoa; Arthropoda; Insecta; Diptera; Drosophilidae.
UAUAAUUCCCCAAGUCGGAACCGAAUCGCUUACAUCGCCCGCUGUUUCGUUCCUCAGUCAAAUUUGUGUGUUGUGUGCGCCAAUUUCAGCGGGGGUCAAAAUCAAUAAUCUGGUUGUGUGAUUUUCGCGGCUUUUUUUUUGUGUUUUCUUUUAAAAACAAUCAAUACCCGAAGAAUGGGCACAGAAACCAAGAGCAACAGUUACACAGGACAGAUUUCAACAAGUGGCGGCAACCCCAAAGUGAUGAAAGAUUCUUUAUCCUUAGUUCGUCAGACGGUCAAUCAGCAAUCGCAAUCGAACCACGUCCAAAACCAAUUGAAAUCAAAUAUAAAUUCCAAUUCGUACCCAAACGAUAGCGAAAACGAGCACGAACAAAAAACGCGUGAUAUUCGAGAUAAACAGGAGGAUAAAUCAGGAAAAGAGGCGAUUGUUCCUUUUGUCCCCGUAUUUGUUGAGGAGGCCGACGUGAUACAAGGGGCCAAAGAACUGUUGAAGGUUAUUCGACCGACCUGGGACCUAAGCCACGUCGAGUUUAAGAGUUUUACCGAUGGCAUCACAAACAAACUGGUCGGAUGUUUCCAUAAAGAAAUUACCAAAUUGAGAGAUGAAAACGGCGGAUCAUAUUUACCUAUCAAGACCCAGGGUCUGUCGCCAGUUCAGUCUGAGGAUCCAGUUAUCAUCGAGAAGGACGAUGAGUACACCACAGACGAUCUGGCAGCUGUCGUCGGGGGGGCACCUGUACAGUACUCCGAUAACGUAGUGCUGGUCAGGAUAUACGGAAAUAAAACGGACCUACUGAUAGAUCGCAAGGCGGAGACGCAAAACUUUCUUCUACUGCAUACGUACGGCCUAGCGCCAUCGCUGUAUGCCACGUUCAAGAACGGUCUCGUCUACGAAUACGUACCUGGAACCACCCUGAAUACGGACAGUGUGCUCUGUCCAGAGAUUUGGCCCUUGGUUGCCCGUCGAAUGGCUGAAAUGCAUCGGAAGGUGAGGAAGCACGGGGAAAGUUCGGCGGCCAAACCAAUGCCGAUGAUUUGGAAGAAGACCCAGAGCUUUCUCGAUUUAGUACCUGAACGUUUUAGUGAUGCUGAAAAACACAAAAGAGUGAAAGAAACGUUUCUACCUAUCGGCCGCCUGCGCGAGGAAUUCAACAAGCUAUAUGAAUACCUUGAGGCAUUGGACAGUCCUAUUGUCUUCUCCCACAAUGACCUUCUCUUGGGGAAUGUCAUUUACACGCAGAACCUAAAUACCGUGAACUUUAUUGACUACGAAUAUGCCGACUACAAUUUCCAGGCCUUUGACAUUGGCAACCACUUUGCGGAGAUGUGCGGAGUGGAUGAAGUUGACUACUCCCGCUACCCAAAGCGCGAGUUUCAACUUAAAUGGCUGAGGGUCUACCUUGAGGAGUACCUACAGCGCAGCCACAUCCAGAACGAGGAAGUCGAGCUUCUCUACGUCCAGGUCAAUCAGUUUGCGCUGGCAUCGCAUAUCUUUUGGACGGUGUGGUCCUUGUUGCAAGCUGAGCAUUCCACUAUCGAUUUCGACUAUGUUAGCUAUGCAUUUCUUCGUUACAAUGAAUAUUUGGCCCGGAAGGACGAGUUUUUGUCAUUGACUGCAGCAAAGAACAAUAAGUGAUUUCUCUCUCCCGGCCGGCCACUCACCGCAUUGGGUGUAACUAAAUUAUGUGCCCAGUGAUAUAUGUAUAAACUAAGGCUGGAACGGGUCUCAAUGUUAUACAUAUGUAUAUAUAUAACGUGUGUUCAGAAAUCAGAAACAAAACAGAAAAUAAAUUUAAAUUAGUGUCGUGUUCGUGCCAGCCUUAGUGUAUGUACAGUGCUCACUCGAAACAGUGAACUAUUCAAAACCAAGGGUGUGCACUGAAUCGAAUUUGUUCACAAUAACGAAUCACAAUAAAACAAUAAUAAACUUAUUUUUAAACAAAACGUUUUGAAAAACACCAAAUUCUUAUUUUUUAUUUAAACAUUUUAUAAAAAUUCUUGAAUAAAUUGUUCACUCUUACUAAAAUUCACAUAAUCGAGUGUUUACUCUUAAGAGAGAGCACUGUAUAUAUAAAGAAUUUGUAUAUGUUCUUUAAUUUGUAUAAAUUGAUAUUUUGUAGUCAUAAUAAAGCGAAGGUAUGUACUUUAAAAUAUAAA